AUGUCUGCAGCUAUGGAUAGGGCUCUUAUGGCUCUCUCACUGGAAGAAGAGGAAGAGGAAGUUCCGUUUGUCAUGCCGGAGCUCCCUGGUUUUAGUUCUACAGAAGAAAAUGCGCUAAGCCUCAUCGGGAGGACUCUCAAUCCAGAAUGUCAAAAAAUCUCUGGGUUAAUUCUCACUAUGCCAAGGAAGUGGCAGAAGGAAGAUGUGUUAGAGAAAGGGGUCCAAACUUUCAAUGAGUGGGCGAUUGUCUUGGAAAGAUGGGUGGAGAACCCACCAGAUGACUAUCUUCAGUUCAUCCCCCUUUGGGUCCAGAUAAGCAAAAUCCCAGUCAACUUCUACACUGAGGCUGCUCUCAUGACUCUAGGGGAAAUGCUAGGUGAAGUUAAGGUUCUUGCCUUCGAUCCUACGAAACCUAUCACUCAGCCCUUCAUUAGGGUUCAGAUUCGCUUCAAUGUUGCUAAUCCUCUGAAGAUGGCGAGGGUUCUGGAUAUGGGAGGAGGCAAAACUCAUACGAUACAUUUCGAUUUCGAGAAGCUCCAGAAGAGAUGUUAUACCUGCAAGAGGCUGAAUCAUGAGAAACAAGUCUGCCCUUUGGAGAUCAAAAAACGUCAAUCUGAUGCUACGCGGAGAAGAGAAAGGAUUAUAGCUGAAAAGUUCAAAGAUAACAGUGUUCUGCAACAGAAUGAUCCUCUCUUCGGGGUGCUGGAAGAAGAGCAGGUAGGGCUGAAUCCAAACACAGGAAGGCCAAAAAUUGCUAGUGAAGUUCUGGAGGAAAUGAGAAGAUUCCUACUGGCUGAUACGGGUGAAACUCUGGCUAUUAAGGUUGACAAGGUGAAGAAAUCAGUUAGAGAAGUCGAGAAAGAUCCUCUGUUACAGAGGACCAUUCUGAGACUAGAGCAAGCUCCGGUCUUUACUACAGAGUUAAACAAAGGCAAAGGUCCAGUGUUUGACUACGGAGAGAAGGAGAUGGUUCGACGUAAUUGGGACAUCAAUGCCAAGCCGACCAAACUCUUGGCUGAUUCCAUGAAGGCUAACAGAAAUGUCGUGCUCACAGAUUCUUCACCGAGAUACAAUAUUGGUUCGAAUGAUGAAGCUGAAGGUUACUAUCUGGACACUUCUUCUGUCAGUCUUACGGUUUUUCGAGCUGAGUUCUCUGAACCUAGUUCUUCCGGGACUGUUAGAAAACGUGGGCCGGUAAGGAGAAGACCACCACGAGCUCAAAGACAGAGACAGAUGCUAGCUCUCACUGCUGGGAAUGAGGUUCAAGUGGGUGAGAGAAGAGAAGGGAAACAGGAAGUUGGAGCGAGAAAGAGGAAGAAGAUUAACCAAGGAACCGAGGAAGUUCCAUCCAUCAAGGCGCAAUGCUUAUCGGUGAUCCCACGUGAGGGAUCGCCCCCUACCCAAUGA
This is a messenger RNA of Brassica napus (rape), 1407 nucleotides long. RefSeq lists its product as uncharacterized. The coding region runs from base 1 to 1407 and encodes 468 amino acids. NCBI's taxonomy places the organism in Eukaryota, Viridiplantae, Streptophyta, Magnoliopsida, Brassicales, Brassicaceae. The transcript has 2 exons. The record is from RefSeq and is a predicted model, not a curated record.